UUUUUCCUGUUUUUCCUUAAUACAAAUAAUUUGAAACUGUUUACUGUUGCAACCCCCCCCUCCACACACACACACUCACACACACACACACACAUCUACACUACCAUGCGACCAUGUUGUUUCCCAACUUUUAUUGAGCUAUGCCACACAUUUUAUAUUCUCACGAGUAUGCCACCAAACAAAAAUAUUACAAAAAGGCAUGUACAGUACACUGAAAUGAUGAAAUAAUGACUUCGUCUCAAUUCAUUCACAAAUGUAUGUAAAAUCUGGGCCUGUUUCGAACACAAAGCUAUUAUUCUGUUUGUACGAAUGGCAACAAGCGGAAACACAGGUUAAUUGUCCCUUCCGCCAUCUAGUGGAAGACUAUUUAAUUGUUCCGCCUGUCACUACGUUUCACUGCCAUAGAUGUACACGUAUUUCAUGUGUCUUAAUAACUUGUCUAUAGGAUGCCUUCGUCAAAAAUACCCCAAGGGUCAAGAAUUAUAGACAUAAUUUUAAAUCCAUAGUUCAUGCUAUGGUGGAAUUGGCUAGUUUUAGGGGCUGGCCGUCUCGUGCAAGUGAGCCAGGCCUCAACAGCAUCCUGCUGGGCCAGUGGCGAGCAUGGCUUUCAUUAGAUUGAUUUGGAUCUCUUCCUCCUCGUAAUCCUGCAAAUUUUCGAGUCGAGUUUUGCCAUCUCGAUCGAGUUUUUCCAUGUAUGGACUUUUCGAGAAUCACUUAAAAAGAAAUAUACGGUCAGGAGGGGAUUUCAAUAUUAAGAGUUACAAAAUUAGUCAUCUCAUCCAAGGGAGAGAAAAAGAGGGGGCACCCGGAUUUGAACCGGGGACCUCUUGAUCUGCAGUCAAAUGCUCUACCACUGAGCUAUACCCCCUUCUGAUAGAAGCUAACGACAUAUUAUAAUUUUAUUGUUUGACAAACGUUCGGGCAAGAAAAAUAAAGGUCGGGGGGAGCAGCAUAUCUUUCAAAGCUACCUUCUACCGUACGUUUUGAAACUCCAAGCGCACAAGAUGGCGGAUAUGCAGUUCGACCAGCGUCCAGCUAAUGGCGCCACGACACGGCCAUACGACAACAGACGGACGGUACUGGCACAAAGGCUGUUUCAGCUGUGAUGUGUGCAAGAUGGCGCUGAGCAUGAACAACUACAAAGGCUUUGAAAAGCGGCCUUACUGCAGCAUGCACUAUCCCAAAACCUCCUUCACCAUCGUGGCCGACACCCCUGAGAACCUGCGCCUCAAGCAGCAGAGCAUGCUCAACAGCCAGGCCCUCUACAAGGAGGAAUUUGAGAAGAACAAGGGCAAAGGUUUCAGCGUGGUGGUGGACACUCCGGAGAUGCAGAGGCUGAAGAAGACACAAGAGCAGAUCAGUGACAUCAAGUAUCACGAGGACUUCGAGCGGAGCAAAGUACGAAGUGACGCGCCGCUCCCGGAAAAUAGAACCGUCGAGCCAAGCAGAUGCACAGAUGCGCCCUCCUGUUACUGUGGCGCCAUCUGGUGGAGAGAAGCGCUACCAGGCCAUGUACAGCUACACGGCGGCAGAAGCAGACGAGGUUUCCCUGCAGGAGGGCGACCUCAUCGGGGACGUGGAGCUCAUCGACGAGGGCUGGCUGUUUGGCAGCAACCAGCGCACGGGCCAGCGGGGCAUGCUGCCCGCAAAUUACGUGCGGCCUGUGUAAUGGCACAAAGAUGUCACUCACCUGUUAUCGCUACCUGGAAUCAGAAGUUUUCAAUCUUCACUUUCAGGAUCAGCGGUAAACCAUGUAUUCCACAGGGUGUCCUCCAGAUUAAUGUAGGCUACAUUGGAUCGAUAAAAAAAAAAAAAAAAAAAAAAAAAAAAAAAAAAAAUGCUGUUAUCAAAAUUGGUCUGUUUUGACAACAUUAAAAAGUGAUUUUAAAAAAAUAAAAAGCUCACCCCCCAAAAAAAAAAACAAUGGACUAAUGUA
Messenger RNA from Phyllopteryx taeniolatus (common seadragon), 1936 nucleotides. Its product is annotated as LIM and SH3 domain protein 1-like. The transcript has 7 exons. Gene Ontology annotation, molecular function: actin filament binding. The record is from RefSeq and is a predicted model, not a curated record. Bases 1039 to 1866 code for a protein of 275 amino acids. Gene Ontology annotation, cellular component: focal adhesion. NCBI's taxonomy places the organism in Eukaryota, Metazoa, Chordata, Actinopteri, Syngnathiformes, Syngnathidae.